Molecule: messenger RNA, 555 nt
Organism: Arvicola amphibius (Eurasian water vole)
Lineage: Eukaryota; Metazoa; Chordata; Mammalia; Rodentia; Cricetidae
Gene: Tbca
Product: tubulin folding cofactor A
Exons: 4
Coding region: 57-383 (108 amino acids)
Biological process (GO): post-chaperonin tubulin folding pathway; tubulin complex assembly
Cellular component (GO): microtubule cytoskeleton; cytosol
Molecular function (GO): beta-tubulin binding
Source: RefSeq, a predicted model, not a curated record
UCUGCGCCGGCGCGCCGUGCAGCCCCGCCCCUCCUCCUUGCGGCGCUCUAGGGACCAUGGCCGAUCCUCGCGUGAGACAGAUCAAGAUCAAGACAGGCGUGGUGAAGCGAUUGGUCAAAGAAAAAGUGAUGUAUGAGAAAGAAGCAAAGCAGCAAGAAGAAAAGAUUGAAAAAAUGAAGGCUGAAGAUGGUGAGAACUACGCCAUUAAGAAGCAGGCAGAAAUCCUUCAAGAGUCCCGGAUGAUGAUCCCAGAUUGCCAGCGCCGGUUAGAGGCUGCAUAUACCGAUCUUCAGCAGAUACUAGAAAGUGAAAAAGACUUGGAAGAAGCUGAGGAGUAUAAAGAAGCACGUGUAGUUCUGGAUUCAGUGAAGUUAGAAGCCUGAAAUUUUUCUGUACAGGGUGUUUUUUGCAUUAAAUCCUGGGGUCCAUUCUACAAUUUGUUAUUUUUGCCACUGCUGUGUUUAGUAAUAUGAAAAUGUGGUUCUUUUUAUGCAGUUGCAUAUAUUUUUCUUUGCAUAACUUAAUGUGUCAAAUAAAUGAGUUCACCUAAUAAAA